UUCUUAUCCUUUCUCUUUCAUUAAGUCGAAGUUCUCUCCUGUAUUGACACAUACCUACGGUACAAAGAGCACUAGCCCGUCAGGACCCUACCCACUAUAAACAGUCACAGAAUGGCCGAGUCCGGCGUAACUAGCGGCGAGGUAUCCACUAUCACCAAUGGUACAUCAUCAGAUUCGCUGGCUAAGAUUACAAUUGAAAUUCCGCCUACUUCAGUCGCAGAUGACGAGACGUUCGUUACGACAAUUGUAGGCACCGUCAACGCCGCGUAUGCGCAGGAUGAAGCAGGUAUUUUCAAGCCAGGGUAUUUACGUACCAAAACCACACCCCAAUCACCCUCCGGGCGCACUCCUCUAGGCUGCAUCUCCAUCCGCAAACUCAGCGACACUCGUGGCGAGCUGGGUUUAUUCGCCGUUUCGCUGGACCAGCGUGGCCGCGGAUUUGGUCGAGAUCUGUUGGUCUUUGCGGAGAACUGGUGCCGCGAUAACCUAGGAGGUCCGGGUGUGGCUAUCUCACAGGUCGAUCUAUUGGUACCCACGCAUUUUGAACAUCCCUUUAAGGUGCGCCUGAAUGCGUGGUAUAGCAAGUUGGGGUAUCAACUCGUCGGGCGUCAGGAUUUCGCAGUCGAAUACCCGAGUCUGGCUCCACAGCUGGCUGGUCCUACGGAGUAUCGCCUCUACGAAAAGAAGUUGAUAUGAAUGAAGGAAAUGUAGAACUCGUCGCGAUCGAU
Messenger RNA from Hypoxylon trugodes, 728 nucleotides. RefSeq lists its product as uncharacterized. The annotation marks the transcript as partial. The record is from RefSeq and is a predicted model, not a curated record. Gene Ontology annotation, molecular function: acyltransferase activity, transferring groups other than amino-acyl groups. The transcript is spliced from 2 exons. Lineage: Eukaryota; Fungi; Ascomycota; Sordariomycetes; Xylariales; Hypoxylaceae.